This is a messenger RNA of Colletotrichum higginsianum IMI 349063, 1110 nucleotides long. RefSeq names its product Tartrate dehydrogenase. The record is from RefSeq and is a predicted model, not a curated record. Lineage: Eukaryota; Fungi; Ascomycota; Sordariomycetes; Glomerellales; Glomerellaceae. Bases 1 to 1110 code for a protein of 369 amino acids. The transcript is spliced from 3 exons. Gene Ontology annotation, molecular function: NAD binding; oxidoreductase activity, acting on the CH-OH group of donors, NAD or NADP as acceptor; magnesium ion binding.
AUGUCGCCCAGCGCACUCCCCUCCCAGAAGUCUUACAGCAUCGCCUCCAUGGGCGCCGACGGCAUCGGCCCGGAGGUCGUGGAUGCUGGCGUUGAGGUCCUCAAGGCCCUCAGUGAGACUCUUGGCACGUUCGACCUCAACUUCACCGACUACGACUGGAGCUCCGAGACGUACAAGAAGACGGGCAAGUACAUCCCGGACGGCGGUCUCGAGCAGCUCAAGAAGCAUGAUGCCAUCCUCUUUGGCGCCGUCGGCGCUCCCGACGUCCCUGAUCACAUCUCCCUCUGGGGCCUGCGCCUGGCCAUCUGCCAGCCCUUCCAGCAGUACGCCAACGUCCGUCCCACCCGCGUCCUCCGCGGCACCCAGUCGCCCCUCCGCAACUGCGCCGAGGGCGACCUGGACUGGGUCAUCAUCCGCGAGAACAGCGAGGGCGAGUACGCCGGCCAGGGCGGCCGCUCCCACCGGGGAUUCCCGUGGGAGACGGCCACCGAGGUCUCCAUCUUCACCCGCCACGGCGUCGAGCGCCUGAUCCGCUUCGCCUUCGAGACUGCCCGCAGCCGCCCGCGCAAGCUGCUCACCUUUGUCACCAAGAGCAACGCCCAGCGCAACGGCAUGGUCCUCUGGGACGAGGUCGUCUACGAGGUCGCCAAGGAGUUCCCCGACGUCGCCCUCGACAAGAUGCUCGUCGACGCCAUGACCACGCGGAUGGUCCUCAACCCCAAGAGCCUCGACACCAUCGUCGCCACUAACCUGCACGCCGACAUCCUCUCCGACCUGGCCGCCGCGCUCGCCGGCUCCAUCGGCAUCGCGCCCACCAGCAACCUGGACCCCACGCGCAAGAACCCGUCCAUGUUCGAGCCCAUCCACGGCUCGGCCUUUGACAUCACCGGCAAGGGCGUGGCCAACCCCGUCGCCACCUUCUGGACCGCCGCCGAGAUGCUCGAGUGGCUCGGCGAGAAGGACGCCGCCACCAAGCUCAUGGAGUGCGUCGAGAACGUCACCGGCAAGGGCAUCGUCACCGCCGACCUCGGCGGCAAGGCGACGACGAAGGAGGUCACCGCCGCGGUCGUGGCCGAGAUCAAGGCCACGCUCGGAAAGAGCAAGGCCUAA